Aspergillus homomorphus CBS 101889 is the source of this 1871-nucleotide messenger RNA. Its product is annotated as putative GPI anchored cell wall protein (Dan4). The coding region runs from base 294 to 1493 and encodes 399 amino acids. NCBI's taxonomy places the organism in Eukaryota, Fungi, Ascomycota, Eurotiomycetes, Eurotiales, Aspergillaceae. The record is from RefSeq and is a predicted model, not a curated record. The transcript has a single exon.
CGUUACAAUUAUCAAUAAUUGCCUGCCAGCCCUCUCUGCAGUGCUUGUACAGUACGGAGUACUUAUUCUGCAAUCCUCAGCCGCUUGUCUGGCUCACUUCCGCUUCCGUCUUCUUUCCCCCUCUUCUUCAUCGACCGACGAGUGUUACCUUUUUGGGAAAUUCCCCUAUACGACUCGGAGGACCGUGAACUGAACGACCACUUUCUCUACUCUCGCUUCUCCCCUGAACCUUUGUCUCUCAACUCAAACCCAUCCAUCCAAUUUAUACGUCAAUAAUCUCGAACUGAGCCGCCAUGGCGUUGUCAACUCGCCUGCUCCAGCUUCUGCUCCUAUCCCUGAUCGCCCUGUCUGCAAUUGCAGCCCCGGCCGCCGAUCAGCCCGAAUCCGACGCCCCGUCGGUCGCCGACAGCAUCGAAGAGACAUCUCUCCACAAGGCUCUGCAUUUGUUCCAGCGGUUCAGCCAUGGCAUCUUCCAGUCUGACGAGGAAGCCGCAGCGGCUCUCCAGCAGGAUGAUUCGUCGUUGGUUGAACACUUGAACCUCGUCAAGCGAGCCGACGGCAACUCCACGGCUGCGGUCGAGACGACGAGCCAGGCUCCCGAGCCCGCAACCACAUCGGCGACGGCGGCGGCGACCACAUCUCAGGCUGAAAGUUCCACCAGCAGUGCUGAGCCGACGACUGCUGCGGAAACUACGGCCGCCCCUACGACCACUGCUGCCCGCACGACCGCUGCGAGCCCUACGACUAGCUCUAGCAGCAGUGAGUCCAGCUCUAGCAGCAGUGAGUCGAGCUCCAGUAGCAGUGAGUCUAGCUCUCCGUCUCCGUCCACGUCUUCAUCUUCCUCUACCUCUUCGGCGACCACCUCGUCGACCUCGUCCUCGUCGUCUUCCACGGCGACGUCGACCUCCACCACUUCUUCGUCCUCUUCGUCGUCCUCGUCCUCGUCUUCGUCCUCUUCUCACACCACCGCAGCUAGUACCACGAUCCCCACCGUCGCGGCCACUACUACUACUACUACUACCUCUACUUCUGCUACCUCCACUGCUAGUACCACUUCAUCCAGCUCACAUACUACAGCUCACACCACCGCCUCCACGACCUCGACAACCUCCACCUCGUCCACCUCGACUUCGACCUCCUCAACCUCGACCUCCACUUCGACCUCCACAACACUAGACACCACCACCUCUACGACUUCGACCAGCUCCUCCUCCUCCUCCUCAACCCAAGAAGACAAAACCACAGACAGCACAACCGCAAAGACAACCCCUUACACCUCCACCUAUAAAAUGACCACCACGCUGCCCAACGGCCAACAAAGCACCGUCACAGCCGUGACCGUCAUCCACCCAACAGAGACCUCCCACGAGGUCGCCACCGGCACCCGCGGCUCCCCCAGCCUGCAGACCGACAACGGCGCCUCGACCCACGGUCUAGGCCGCGAGCUGUUCGUGAUAGUCGGUGGCGCCGCCGUCGUGGCCAUGGCUCUGUAAAUUCACAAAUGAAAUCACCAAUUCGCGUUCUGAAUGCAUUUUCCGGAGUUUGAUCUUUAUUUCUGCAUGAUACCUCACUAUGUUACGAUCCUUAUGCAAAGCAAGAAAGCAUUUUUGUUUUUCGGGUGUAUCCGACAUGUGUCUCUCCUUUAGCGCAUUUGAUAACUUUGUUGUUUGCGGGGGAUGAAGAGGUUGAUGAUGUUGGCUUUCGGGCUCGGGGAGGGGGAAGUGCCAGGUUGGGUUGGACGAAGCGUGUGCAUAAUUAGAAAGGCUGCUGUCCGUCUUUAUAAUGACUAGCUGAGACAGAUGGUUGAUGAUGGCUAUUAGGACAUCAUCCAUUGUUUCCGUCUGGCUUAAUUCAUACCCUUAAUUCAUACC